AUGAAAAGGAAGAAGAAACAUCACCAGUUAAGAACCAUCAUCUGUGGAAGAUGUCAGCUCUUGUCUCAUGGAUAUAUGAUUGUAGCAGUUGUUGGCAAUGGAGGAUACGCUGGUGGAAAGCAAUUCGUAUCUGCUGAUGAACUCCGAGAGAAGCUUUCUCACUUGCGCCAUGAGAAGGCUUUGAUUGUAAAGUUGGUUGAUAUUGUUGAUUUCAAUGGUAGCUUUUUAGCUCGUGUCCGUGACUUAGUUGGGGCUAAUCCGAUAGUACUAGUUAUAACUAAGAUCGAUCUCCUUCCAAAAGGAACAGAUAUGAACUGUAUCGGUGAUUGGGUUGUAGAAGUAACCACGAAGAAAAAGCUAAAUGUCUUGAGUGUUCAUCUCACAAGUUCCGAGUCUCUGGAUGGAGUUAGCGGAGUUGCAUCAGAAAUCCAGAAGGAGAAAAAGGGACGAGAUGUCUACAUUCUGGGCGCUGCUAACGUAGGGAAGUCAGCAUUCAUCAAUGCUUUGCUGAAAACAAUGGCCGAGAGGGACCCUGUUGCAGCAGCAGCACAGAAGUACAAGCCUAUUCAAUCUGCUGUCCCUGGAACCACCUUGGGUCCAAUUCAGAUCAAUGCCUUUCUAGGAGCAGAGAAGUUGUAUGAUACACCGGGUGUGCACCUACACCACAGGCAAGCAGCUGUUGUUCAUUCAGAUGAUUUACCCGCCAUUGCUCCUCAAAAUCGGCUCAGAGGCCAGUCUUUCGACAUUUCAACAUUAGAAGAGGAAAACUAUGAUGAUGAUCUUGGCCUUUCUGUUGAAGCACUCUUACUAUUACAGAAGUCUAUGUUGGAAAAACAGUGGAAUCUUUCGUUUGAGAAGACUGCGACAAGUGAAUCCCCAAGCAAGAAGAGGACCACUCGGAAGAAGAUUCCCGUCACCCGCUCAGGGAUUUCAGCUCGGCAAAGGAGAAUCUGUGCUAAGAAGAAAACUAAGAUGAGUCAUGUUAGCGCAGUUUCAGAAGUUAGUAGUGGAAACCAGGUUAGAACAGUGAUCAAUUCAGAGUUGUUUCAAGACAAUCGUGUGAAGGGUUAUGUGAAGGGUGUGAUAAGUGAAGAUAUGCUUAGUCACGCGGAAGUCGUGCGCUUGUCGAAGAAAAUCAAAUCCGGACUUCGCCUUGAUGAUCAUAAGUCAAGAUUGAAGGAUAGAUUAGGCUGUGAGCCUUCCGAUGAGCAGCUUGCAAUAUCCUUGAAGAUAUCUCGGGCCGAGCUUCAGGCAUGGUUGAUGGAAUGUCAUCUCGCGAGAGAGAAGUUGGCUAUGAGCAAUGUGCGUUUGGUUAUGUCUAUUGCUCAGCGUUAUGAUAAUAUGGGAGCAGAAAUGUCUGAUCUUGUUCAGGGUGGUCUUAUCGGACUUUUGCGGGGAAUAGAGAAAUUUGAUUCUUCCAAAGGUUUCAGAAUCUCAACUUAUGUAUAUUGGUGGAUUCGACAGGGUGUGGCAAAAGCAUUAGUGAACAACUCAAGAACCUUGAGGUUACCUACUCACCUGCAUGAAAGGCUCGGUGUAAUCCGAAAUGCGAAGCUUAGACUUCAAGAGAAAGGAAUCACACCCUCCAUUGAUAGGAUAGCAGAGUCUCUAAACAUGUCACAGAAGAAAGUUAGAAAUGCAACAGAGUACAUUGCGGAUAAUCGUUUGGAGAACAAUCCGUGGCAUGGAUAUGAUGAGUGGGCACUCAAGGACGAAGUAAGCAAGCUUAUAAGUGCAACACUUGGAGAACGGGAAAGGGAGAUCAUUCGAUUAUACUAUGGUCUAGACAAAAAAUGUCUCACAUGGGAAGACAUUAGCAAACGGAUAGGAUUAUCGAGAGAGAGGGUGAGACAGGUGGGGCUUGUGGCGCUAGAGAAACUAAAACACGCAGCGAGAAAGAGGAAAAUGGAGGCAAUGUUAGAGUAUCUCACUUUCUCUCUCGGGAGGGACUCUAAGGCUUUAGAUAACAUAAUAGUAGCUGGUGGGAAAAUCUCAGCAAUGGCGCUACGGACACUCUCGACGUUUCCUUCUCUUCCUCGUCGCCUCACGAGACGCGAACCAACACUCACCGUGAUUCACCGGAACCCGGCGACCUUAACCGUAUGUAAGUCUAUCGCUAAUUCAGAACCGGCGGUUUCACUCUCGGAACGGGAUGGAUUCGCGGCGGCAGCUCCUACACCUGGAGAGAGGUUCCUGGAGAACCAACGAGCUCAUGAAGCUAAGAAAGUGGUGAAGAAAGAGCUCAAAAAGGAGAAGAAGAAAAAGAAGGACGAGGUUGUACGGAAAGUUGUUGACACCUCCGUCUCAUGUUGCUACGGAUGCGGAGCUCCGUUACAGACUUCCGACGUCGAUUCUCCGGGAUUCGUCGAUCUUGUUACUUACGAUUUGAAGAAGAAACAUCACCAGUUAAGAACCAUCAUCUGUGGAAGAUGUCAGCUCUUGUCUCAUGGACAUAUGAUUACAGCAGUCGGUGGCAAUGGAGGAUAUGCUGGUGGGAAACAAUUCGUAUCAGCUGAUGAACUCCGUGAGAAGCUUUCUCACUUGCGCCAUGAGAAGGCUUUGAUUGUCAAAUUGGUUGAUAUUGUGGAUUUCAAUGGUAGCUUUUUAGCUCGUGUCCGUGACUUAGUUGGGGCUAAUCCGAUAGUACUAGUUAUAACUAAGAUCGAUCUCCUUCCAAAAGGAACAGAUAUGAACUGUAUCGGUGAUUGGGUUGUAGAAGUGACCACGAAGAAAAAGCUAAAUGUCUUGAGUGUUCAUCUCACAAGUUCCAAGUCUCUGGAUGGAGUUAGCGGAGUUGCAUCAGAAAUCCAGAAGGAGAAAAAGGGACGAGAUGUCUACAUUCUGGGUGCAGCUAACGUAGGGAAGUCUGCAUUCAUCAAUGCUUUGCUAAAAACAAUGGCCGAGAGGGACCCUGUUGCAGCAGCAGCACAGAAGUACAAACCGAUUCAAUCUGCUGUCCCUGGAACCACCUUGGGUCCAAUCCAGAUCAAUGCCUUUCUAGGAGGAGAGAAAUUGUAUGAUACACCGGGUGUGCACCUACACCACAGGCAAGCAGCUGUUGUUCAUUCAGAUGAUUUACCCGCCCUUGCUCCUCAAAAUCGGCUCAGAGGCCAGUCUUUCGACAUCUCAACAUUGCCAAGUCAAUUAUCAAGUAGUCCCGAGGGUCAGAGCUUGAACGGUUAUACAUUUUUCUGGGGAGGUCUCGUCAGGAUUGACAUCUUGAAGGCUCUACCAGAAACGCGUUUCACAUUCUAUGGACCAAAGGCUCUUGAGAUUCAUGUAGUAGCAACCAAAACAGCAAACGAUUUUUACCAGAAAGAACUUGGUCUGCUUCUCACGCCUCCAUCAGGCAAAGAUCAGAUUCAGGAGUGGAAAGGGUUACAAUCUCACCGUCUACUCCGAAUUGAAUUUAACGAUCCCAAGAGGCCGGCUAGUGACGUGGCUAUAUCUGGAUUAGGAUGGAUUUCAAUUGAACCAAUCCGCAGAACACGAGACUCUGAGCCGAGAGAUCUGGAAGAAUCAGAGCAUGAGAUACGUCUUUGCGUAAGUGUGCCAAAACCAGUUGAAGUGUUUAUCAGACCAACAUUACCCAUUGCCUCUUCCGGUGCUGAAUGGUAUCAGUACCGUGACUUAACCGACAAGGAAGAAGAAGUAAGACCCAAAUGGUAUUUUUAA
This is a messenger RNA of Thlaspi arvense, 3675 nucleotides long. NCBI's taxonomy places the organism in Eukaryota, Viridiplantae, Streptophyta, Magnoliopsida, Brassicales, Brassicaceae. The record is from the annotation of a GenBank genome assembly.